AUGGCGGCUUUACAGUCAAUCCUAAGGUCCCCCGGAGGCAUCCCCUCCUUCUUUGUCCAGGGCAGGGCAAGGAGGGAAGGAGGGCAGAGGAGAGAGGACCAGGUGCACCUGCCCUCUCCUUGCCACCGGCAGGAGCAGAUCCGCCAGGCCCCAGCCCACACCGGACUCCAGGAUGCUGUUCUCCGGAUGGUGACUGCUGCCCUGAAGCUGGUCCCCAGAAUCUCCUCCCACAUCUCCACAUCCACAGAAGACCCGUCUUAUGUGAAGGUACCUCAAGACUCCGUCCGCAGGGACAGAUGGGCACACCCCACCACCAUCCUGCUCUUCAAGUCCCAGAGCAGCCAGGCUGCGCUGGUGCCCAAGGAGCACAAGGUGUUCAUGGAGGAAGCCUACAAUGCAGCCACCUGCUUCAAGAUGCUCCGGGACUUGGAUGGUUCAGACCCCCUCCAGCUGAAGUACAUCAAUGAGAAGAUCAAGAACGUGGCUCACAGGUCCCCCAACCUGGUGAUGGAAACCAUCCAUGACUACUUCCUAGACAACCCAGAGAUCUCCACCCGGCACAAGUUCCGACUGUUUCAGGUCCUGGAGACCAUUAUUGGAGCCAGUGACCUCCUGGAGGAGACCUGGGAGAAGUCCUUCAUGCAGCUUGCCCUGGAGAACAUGACCAAGUCCACGGAGCUGGAAGACGUAUAUCAGGAUGCGGCCAGCGACGUGCUGGUGGCCCUCUGCAGGCACUCAUGGCAAGCUGUGGCCCAGCACCUGGAGAGGGAGCUCCUUACAGGCGUCUUCCCGCACCGCAGCUUCCUCUACGUGAUGGGCGUGCUGUCCUCCCACGAGGAGCUCUUCAAUGAGGAAGACAAGGCGUGCUGGCAAGAGUGGCUGACCCAGAUAGCUAUCAAGUCGGUCCAGUUCCUGAACACAGACCUGUGGUCCAAGGAGCUGCUGUGGGCACUCACCAAGCCCAACCAGACCCAACGGGAGCAGUCCCCGGAGAAGGCCUUCCUGUUCACCUACUACGGGCUGAUCCUUCAAGCUGAAGAGAACAGUGCCACGGUCAGGACACACCUACAAACCCUCCUGGAAACGUCCCACCAGUGGCCCAAGCAGAGAGAGGGGAUUGCUCUCACAGUGGGGCUGGCCGCCGUCCGCCACCUGGAUGAUGUCUGGGCCGUCCUGGACCAGUUUGGCCGGAGCAGGCCCAUCAGGUGGAGCCUCAAUAGCUUCGCCCCAAAGAAUCCAGAGGAUGUGCAGUGGAGGUGGGCCAGCAGCACCGCCCUCCUUGCCUAUGGGCAGGUGGCGGCCAAGGCCAAGGCGCACAUCCUCCCGUGGGUGGACAACAUCUUGUCGCGGAUGAUUUUCUACUUCCACUACAGCCCCUGGGAUGAGUCCCUGAAGCAGAGCUUCCUCACUGCGGUCCUGAUGCUGCUGGGGGCCAUCGGCCGGAGCGAGGGUGCCCACAGCUACAGGUUCUCCCAGACCUCCGAGCUGCUCGACUGUCUGAUGAUUUUGAUGGAGAAGGAGCCUCAGGACACUCUGUACACACCAAGUCGCCAGCAGUCCAUCCGCAUCAUCUCCAGCCUCUGUCAGCUGAGGCCACCUGUGGACCUGGAGAGGAAAUCGCGGCUCCUCUCCACCUGCCUCCGCAGUGUGUUUGCCCUGCCGCUGCUGGAAACCCUGGAGAGACACACCUGCCUCUUCCUGGAGCCACCAAACAUACAGGUGUGCUGCGCCCCUGAGCCAAGAGGGGCCUCUGGGGCAGGGUGGUGUCCUGGGCACUUUCUGAACUGCUCUGAGCACCUGUCUACCCUGUACCACAAGACCACAGAGGCACUCGACCACAUGCUGCAGAGCUUCAUCACGCAGAGCCCCACGGCUAACGAGCUGCACUUCCUGCUGUCGCACAUGUACACCUGGCUGGCGUCGGAGAAGGCGCACGAGCGGCAGCGGGCUGCGCACAGCUGCACGGUCCUGCUAAGAUUCGUGAGCCACAACCUCCACCUGCACCCAAAGAAGGACUUCAGAUGGAUUGGGCAGCUGGUGGGCAUGCUGGGGAUUCUGUGCCAGGACGUGGACAGAGCCACCCAGCACUCCAGCCUGGAAGGGGUGGGACAUCUCCACCAGCUCCUGACAUGCCAGAAAGGAGAAGCUGAAGAGGUGGAGUCACAGUCCCUUAAGGAGCUCUCCCAGCCCAGUGCAGAUGGAGCCACCCUCUGGAACUGUGGGGACAAGAAGUCCACUCCCCCCGCCCCCCAGGGGAUGGCCUUCCCGAAGAACCACAUCUUCCAGCUCGGCAGCUCCCAAGUCAUCAAGGAGAUCAUGAAGCAUCUCUCGAUGGCAGAGCUGACCGAUCUCAUCUGGACAGUCAUUGAUGGCCUGGGCUCCACCAGCCCCUUCCGUGUGCAGGCCGCGGCUGAGUUGCUGCUCGCUGUCGUCCGGGAGCACGGGGCAAAGCUGGAGACUGUCACCAACAUGGGCCAGGCCAUCCACCUCCACCUCUGCUCUGUCCGCAUCCCCCAAGCCAAGGAAAACGCACUGAAUGCCAUCACCCUGCUGGCCCGGAACCACACCCCGGAGCUGGUGGCUGCCUUCCUGGACUUCUCCAUACCCCUGGACAGCCACGCCUUCCGGCUAUGGAGAGCCCUGGGGGCCGAGCAACCUGUGAGCCGCCUGGUGCUGGCCAUGCUGCUGGCCUGGCUGGAGGAGCGGCCCCUGCCCACUGGGGCCAGGGACAGCAGCCCCCACCCCAAGGAGAAGACCUACCUGCGCUCGCUGGCCGCCAUGAACACGUUGCACGAGCUGCAGUUCGCCCGAGAGUUCAAGGUGGCCAUGAAGGAGGCCUACCCCGAGCUCCUCCUGGCCCUCCUCACCCAGAUGCACUACGUCCUGGAGCUGAACCUGCCCACGGAGCCCCAGCCAGAGCAACAGGCCCAGGAGGGGGUCAUGCCCGGCCCCCAGAGGUGUAGCACAUCACUGGAGGCACUGAAGGGCCUGCUGUCCACCACGGGGCACUGGCACGAGUUUGCCCACCUGGAGCUUCAGGGUGCCUGGGAGCUCUUCACCAGCAUGCACACCUACUCGCAGGGCGUGGGUCUCCUUGCCAGGGCCAUGGUGCAGAACCACUGCAGGCAGAUGGAGGCAGUGCUCAGCCAGCUGCUGCCCAGCCUGCAGAGCCCGCAGGAGCGGGAGAGGAAGGCAGCCAUCCUCAUCCUCAUUGAGUUCCUCUACAGCCCUGCCCUGCUGGAGGUGCUUCCCAAACAGGCCGCCCUGACCGCGCUGGUGCAAGGGCUCAGGGACUCCAGCCCCGAGGUCCGUGUGUCCAGCCUGCAGGGCCUCGGGAACAUCCUCUUCCACCCGGAGAAGGGAAGCCUGCUCCGCGGGCAGCUGCCGCCCUUCCUCGGAGGCUUCUUCCGGGACAGCGAGCCGGUGGUCGUGCGCCUCAUGGGCACCGUCUCGGACGUGCUGCACCGCCUGGGAGCGCAGGGCGCGGGCGCGCACAGCACGCGCGUCGCCGUCAGCGCGCGAUCCUUCUUCGACGACGAGCGGGACGGGAUUCGGGCGGCAGCCAUGGCACUGUUCGGGGACCUGGUGGCAGCGAUAUCACGCAGGGAGCUAAGCGGCCUAAGAACCCAGGUGCACCAGAGCCUGCUGCCCCUGCUCCUGCACCUGAAGGACCAAUGCCCCGCUGUUUCCACGCAGGCCAAGUUCGCCUUCUACCGCUGUGCCGUGCUGCUGCGCUGGGGGCUGCAGCACACCCUCUUCUGUUCACUGGCCUGGGGGAGAGGCCUCAGUGCCCGCCACUUCCUCUGGACCUGCCUGAUGUCCCAUAGCCAGGAAGAGUUCAGCAUCCACUUGGCACAGGCCCUCAGCUACCUGCAUAGCUGCCACCGCUACAUCAAGACCUGGGCAGCACUCUUCAUAGGUUAUACCAUCUGCUACCACCCCCAGGCUGUGUCCCAGAUGGUGAGCGAUGUCGACAUAAAACUGCUGUUCUGCACUUUUGAAGAUCUCAGAAAAGACCUAGAACCCGGCAUCCAGGAGUUCGCCACCAGGCAGCUCUCCUUCCUUCGGGAGGUGUCCACGAGACCCCAGCAGUGA
Molecule: messenger RNA, 4095 nt
Organism: Cynocephalus volans (Philippine flying lemur)
Lineage: Eukaryota; Metazoa; Chordata; Mammalia; Dermoptera; Cynocephalidae
Product: maestro heat-like repeat family member 5
Exons: 32
Coding region: 1-4095 (1364 amino acids)
Cellular component (GO): cytoplasm
Source: RefSeq, a predicted model, not a curated record